AUGGCAGACACAGUGGGCAAGAUUGUGGGCCUUGUUGAGGUCGCCGACGUGCUCGAAGAUAGCGUCGACGAGGCGGAACCGCUGAUCACAGAUGUUGAUGAAGAUGAAACGCUCGACAAAAUCAAUGAGGACGAUGCACUCGUAGACGAGACAGGUGCUGGCGUUACGGAAGCGGAGGAAGACGAAAUGACCGAAGACGAAGGGCUGCUAGAGGGUCCGAGAUCAGAGCUGGCGCUUGACGAGGAUGCGAUUGACGAGGAAGCGCUCGAAGACAACACGCUCGAAGACGAUACACUUGAGGAAGGAACACUUGACGAAGGCGCGCUUGAGGACGAAACCGAGACCGAGGCAGAUGAGCUUGGCCCCGUCGAUGAAGAUGACAAGUCAGUAGCCGAGACUGUCGAACUCGAUGUGGAAUCAGCCGAUGACGCACUUGAUGAGCUCUGA
This is a messenger RNA of Aureobasidium subglaciale EXF-2481, 447 nucleotides long. RefSeq lists its product as uncharacterized. The coding region runs from base 1 to 447 and encodes 148 amino acids. The transcript has 2 exons. NCBI's taxonomy places the organism in Eukaryota, Fungi, Ascomycota, Dothideomycetes, Dothideales, Saccotheciaceae. The record is from RefSeq and is a predicted model, not a curated record.